This is a messenger RNA of Arabidopsis thaliana (thale cress), 1206 nucleotides long. RefSeq names its product ankyrin. The transcript has 2 exons. The record is from RefSeq and is marked reviewed. Gene Ontology annotation, cellular component: membrane. Bases 265 to 888 code for a protein of 207 amino acids. NCBI's taxonomy places the organism in Eukaryota, Viridiplantae, Streptophyta, Magnoliopsida, Brassicales, Brassicaceae.
UUCUUCCCUAAUGUCGCUAUCGUUGACUGACUUGAUCAGAAUCAUAUAGUUCUCAAAGAGUAGGUUUUUAAUUCCCGUACGUGAUCAACAAACAAAUGGUUUCAAAUUAGACUUUUGCUGAUCAAACCAGAAAUUUCUAUCUCCCUUUCCUUUUUUAAAAAGACUCGUUCUUUUUUUUCCUUUAUAAUCUCGACAAAGAGAGAAGUUACAUAUAUAAAUUUUAAGAAUUAUAACUCUUUUGUAAAGCAUUCAUCGCUUCAAAUCAUGGAGAUCAACGGUCAAGAAGGUCAUCGAUACGAAGAAUCAUCAUCAGAGUGGUUCGUAAAGUAUCUAAAACGUCAAGGCGAUUGGUUAGAGAAAACUAGAGGGAAUCUUAUGGUUACAGCUACGGUUAUAGCCGGUAUGAGCUUUCAAGUUAUGGUUAAUCCUCCCGGUGGCGUAUGGCAAAGUGACAAUUGUUCUUUCGGAAAUCAAACCGGAACCGCACCGUUUUGUAAGGGGAGAGCGGGAACUGCGGUAUUGGAAUAUGAGAGUUCAAAGCGUAUAGCGUAUAUUGGGAUGAUUAUUAGCAGUACAGUGUCAUUUUCUACCUCAAUGAGUCUCAUUCUCCUUGUCAUCAGCGGUAUACGACUAAGGAACCGGAUGAUAAUGGCUAUCCUCGGAACAUUUAUGGUGGUGGCGGUUCUUUGUAUAUCAGCGGCGUUCUUCUUCGCCAUCGUGCUGGUUCAAUCCGACGAUCAAAUAAUUCGUUAUAUACUAUUGAUUUAUGUGGGAUUUUGGGUUGUAUUUCCUGUUUUGAUACUUUUAAUCCAACUUGUUCGAUUUAUAGGUUGGCUUAUUUGUUUCAUGUGUUGUUGUUGUUGUCCACGUCGGCGACGGUUCCAUUAGGGAGAGGUCCCAUUAAGAAGAGAAGGAACCCGUGUUUCGAACCCACGUAUGAAUUUGGAACUUGAUGUAGGAAAGUGAUACUAGAAUAAAAGUCUCCCAAGGACAUUGUUAUAACGUUUAUUAAUUCUAUGGGUUAUUUUUAAACUGUUUAAUAAAUGCAUUUGAUUAUGUGAAUCUUGGCAAUUGUGUGGGUUGGUUUGUUGUAAAGUUAAUUAAUUGCGUGGGUUUGUACUGUUUAAUAAAUUCGUUUGAUUAAAAAUUGUAUGUUCAAAUAAUGUGAAUCGUGGCAAUAUCGCCUUGUGAAUCGUGAUUGGUGAA